Messenger RNA from Guillardia theta CCMP2712, 498 nucleotides. RefSeq lists its product as hypothetical. NCBI's taxonomy places the organism in Eukaryota, Cryptophyceae, Pyrenomonadales, Geminigeraceae. The transcript has 5 exons. The record is from RefSeq and is a predicted model, not a curated record. The coding region runs from base 1 to 498 and encodes 165 amino acids.
AUGUCGCAGGAGAGGACGGGAGAGCAGCAGAAGCAGCAGAAGCAGCAGGACCCUGACAUCGGGCCCUUGCAGAAACUCCCGGGGUUCUCAGUGGAUGAAGCAAAGGACAAGCCACAUCGUGCCUUGACAGACGAAGAAUGCACUAGGUUGAAUCUUCCUACUGGGACUUUGCUCUUGAUAAAUCCUGAGGAGGUUCGCAACGGAGUCACUCCGGAAGUCGCCAGCACGCUCAACUUUCCGUCUGUGGAGCAGCAAGUCACAGAAUGGAUGAGGCUGAGGAGAUUGAAGCCGUGGACGGGAAGGGAGGUUCCGAGGUUCGCUUCUACAGGGCAGCCAGUCCCACCGGAGAUCUUCGUCGGCAACUUGACACAAAUACAAUCCAAUCAACCCCUUCCACAGAUGUCACUAUAUGGAUCUCAAACCUCCAUGGGGUCUAUGCCAGAGAAUCGACCAAACGGCCAACUUUAUUACGAGACGAAUCUUAUCGGGCAGGGCUAA